CUCACUCACUCUCUCUCUCGUGAGGACUCUGCACGUUAAGUUGGUUUUGAUAUAUAUAUAUAUAUACAGUUUCUCUCCAAGAUCAACAACAAAACACCGGUAGAAGUAAAUUUUCACCUCAUCGCCUUGUGAUGGGUUUGCCACAAUUAUCAGCAAUCGAAAAUGGAAAUUCUGUUAUGGUUUCAUGCGACUCAUGGCUGUUAAAACAUCCUUCUGCAUUAAACACAUUCGAACAAAUGAUGAGCAUCGCGAAAGGGAGAAAGAUUGUAGUGUUUCUGGAUUACGAUGGAACCCUCUCAAACAUAGUGGACAACCCUGAAAAGGCUUUUAUGACCAAUAAGAUGCGAAUGACUGUGCGUGAAGUUGCCCGUUACUUUCCCACUGCAAUUAUAAGUGGAAGGAGCCGUGACAAGGUGUAUGACUUUGUUGAACUCGACAAUGUUUAUUAUGCUGGAAGUCAUGGGUUGGACAUAGCAGCUCCAUUAGAGUCUCCAAACUAUGCAGAUCCCAAGCAUCAAACUAGAGGAGUUGAUAGAAAUGGUAAUGAAGUAGUUCUCUUCCAACCAGCGAAGAAGUACUCGCCCACAAUUCAAAAGAUAUUUUCUGCUUUGCUUGAGAGGACUAGAAACAUACAAGGUGUCAUGAUUGAACACAAUAAGUUCUGCAUUUCUGUACAUUUCAGACACGUUCACGAUGAGGACUUUUGCACCCUUGAAAAGCUUGUAAAUUCUAUAAUGGGAGAAUAUAGAGAGUUCUGCGUAUCAGAGGGCAAAAUGGUUUUUGAGAUACGCCCUGAUAUGAAGUGGGAUAAAGGGUAUGCUUUAAAUUAUUUACUCGACACUCUGGGAUUUGGCAACUCCAAUGAUGUCCUUCCAUUGUACAUUGGAGAUGAUCGAACAGAUGAAGACGCAUUUAAGGCCAUACGGAAUAGGGGAGAAGGUUAUCCGAUUGUUGUUUCUUCCACUUCAAAGGACACCGCGGCUUUGUACUCCCUACGUAACCCCUCAGAGGUCCAAAAAUUUCUGUUGAGUCUAGUCAGGUGGAGGAAAAACUCGCUUUCCAGCAAGUUGGAUUUCUAAUCUUUGAAGGGAAAAGCCAAAAAAACAGAGAUCAUUCUUGUAAAUGCGGCCUCAUACUCAAACACACCUCUGUAAUCUAUUUUUUCAUUUUGAAACUGUGAAAAAAUAGGAUAGUGUUCCUCCAUACUUGAUUCAAUCCAACGCGGCACGAAAAGUGAACCUUGAUGUACAUAUGUAAUGUUCAUAUAAUCAAGAACAUAUGACAUAUGAGGAGAAAAAUGCAACCGCGGAAAGCAUGGGAUAAUUCUCUAGAGGCUGAGCAAUUUAUAAUUUCUUGUGGGUAGUUUUUUUUAUUUUAUUUUUUAUAUUUUAAUUAUUCAACCCAGUGUAAAAUUUUUUGUUAAUGGGGAUACUGGGUAUUCAUCAAUGAUGUACAUUUGAGGAAUGUUUGGUACAUCCUGAA
This is a messenger RNA of Camellia sinensis, 1482 nucleotides long. RefSeq names its product putative trehalose-phosphate phosphatase C. Gene Ontology annotation, molecular function: trehalose-phosphatase activity. Lineage: Eukaryota; Viridiplantae; Streptophyta; Magnoliopsida; Ericales; Theaceae. The record is from RefSeq and is a predicted model, not a curated record. Gene Ontology annotation, biological process: trehalose biosynthetic process.